Carassius gibelio (silver crucian carp) is the source of this 551-nucleotide messenger RNA. Its product is annotated as PWWP domain-containing DNA repair factor 3A-like. The record is from RefSeq and is a predicted model, not a curated record. The coding region runs from base 78 to 434 and encodes 118 amino acids. Lineage: Eukaryota; Metazoa; Chordata; Actinopteri; Cypriniformes; Cyprinidae. The transcript is spliced from 4 exons.
UGCGUCCAGUAGGGGGAGGCAGUAUAUUAGUAUAUGAGCCCAGUCAUUUAUAAGAACAGCAGACCAUAUCUAUAUGUAUGAUAGCAGCAGACCUUCUUGAAGCGAUACGGAUGAGUGUUCCAUCAAUAUUGUUCAUUGAAGAUCAGGAGCGAAUUGAUGUUAUCUACACUCAGAUGACUUCAAUUUUGGAUGGCACACCUACACACACCCACAGUGACCAGAUCAGAUUCAUUAUGGAUGUCCCUUUUCCAGAGUCCAUCAUCUGUGCUCUUGCUGUUGUGAAAGAUGUGUCCAUCUUGGAGGCUGAGGAGAAAUUCCUUCGAGGACCUGUCAUUGACGCAAGUGAGUGGGAUCACUUUGACCGCAGGAUAAAGAAACAAUUAAAGAAGAGUGGCAAACCAUUGGAGAGUCAUCUACAGGAGUCAUGCUGUUAAGAAAUAACCAAGUCAUGGUGUUAAUACAUUUUUUUUUGUGAACAACAAUAUUGUCUUUCUUUUAAAUGACCCUUGGAACUUUAGAAAAUUGUUAAAUUUUGUUGGUCUUCAUAAAAU